AUGGUAGGCCUGGCCCGGCCUGGCGCCCCCCCCCUCACCCCCUCUCCCUCCCCGCAGCCCCCCAAGGACGACAAGAAGAAGAAGGACGCCGGCAAGUCGGCCAAGAAGGACAAGGACCCCGUCAACAAGUCCGGCGGCAAAGCCAAGAAGAAGAAGUGGUCCAAGGGGAAGGUGAGAGACAAGCUCAACAACCUCGUCCUCUUCGACAAGGCCACCUACGACAAGCUCUGCAAGGAGGUGCCCAACUACAAGCUCAUCACGCCCGCCGUGGUCUCCGAGAGGCUGAAGAUCCGAGGCUCCUUGGCCAGGGCCGCACUCCAGGAGCUGCUCAGUAAAGGUCUAAUCAAGCUCGUGUCCAAGCACAGAGCCCAGGUGAUCUACACCCGCAACACCAAGGGAGGUGAUGCACCAGCUGCUGGGGAAGAUGCUUGAGAAGGUGAGCCUGGAUUCUUGCAGGCCCUGUGGCUGGUUGGGAUUCUUGCAAAGCAAUAGAAUAUGGUUUUAUUAAUUCUCUGUUUGCUUUACAGGAUCAGAAGUGAUGCUUAAAUUCUAAUGUAUAAAAUAAAAUAAUUGAUCUUUUCAAA
This is a messenger RNA of Heteronotia binoei (common prickly gecko), 584 nucleotides long. It is a transcript of the gene RPS25, whose product is annotated as ribosomal protein S25. The record is from RefSeq and is a predicted model, not a curated record. The transcript has 4 exons. The coding region runs from base 1 to 432 and encodes 143 amino acids. Gene Ontology annotation, cellular component: cytosolic small ribosomal subunit. NCBI's taxonomy places the organism in Eukaryota, Metazoa, Chordata, Lepidosauria, Squamata, Gekkonidae. Gene Ontology annotation, molecular function: structural constituent of ribosome.